CUUCCCCUCGUUUCUAUCCCAUAGUCCUAUUCCCCCCUCAGCCCGCUCUCUGUUUCUAGCCAGUCUCCGUUGUCUUUGCAGACUCCCAACCGUCAAAAUGUCCGCCUUCACUGAAAUUGCCCAACAAUUCGUCCAAUUUUACUACCAGACCUUCGACGCCGACCGCUCCUCCCUGGCCGGACUCUACCGCGACCACUCCAUGCUCACCUUCGAGACCAGCUCGAUCCAGGGUGUUUCCAGCAUCGUUGAGAAGCUGACCAGCCUCCCCUUCCAGAAGGUCGUCCACAAGGUCAACACCCUCGACGCCCAGCCCUCCAGCCAGGAUGGUAGCAUCCUGGUCAUGGUCACCGGCGCUCUCUUGGUCGACGAGGAGCAAAACCCCAUGAACUACACCCAGAGCUUCAACCUUAUCCCCGAGAACGGCAGCUACUACGUCCAGAACGACAUCUUCCGUCUGAUCUACAACGCAUAAAUGGUUUCACUAUUGUUUUGUUAAGUAUAAAGCGUCGUCGCGCGGUGGGAAGGAAACGCGAAGGAAGGGAGGGGAAAGGGCAUCAGGCCUGCGAACGGUUUAUUUUUCUUCUUCUUUCCUCCGAGAG
Aspergillus japonicus CBS 114.51 is the source of this 599-nucleotide messenger RNA. RefSeq names its product nuclear transport factor 2 family protein. Bases 98 to 472 code for a protein of 124 amino acids. The transcript is spliced from 6 exons. The record is from RefSeq and is a predicted model, not a curated record. NCBI's taxonomy places the organism in Eukaryota, Fungi, Ascomycota, Eurotiomycetes, Eurotiales, Aspergillaceae. Gene Ontology annotation, cellular component: nuclear pore central transport channel. Gene Ontology annotation, biological process: protein import into nucleus.